Messenger RNA from Pelobates fuscus (common spadefoot toad), 930 nucleotides. RefSeq names its product ubiquitin conjugating enzyme E2 T (gene UBE2T). Lineage: Eukaryota; Metazoa; Chordata; Amphibia; Anura; Pelobatidae. The transcript has 7 exons. The coding region runs from base 166 to 744 and encodes 192 amino acids. The record is from RefSeq and is a predicted model, not a curated record.
AAUAGGCUGCUGCCCGCUCAAUGCUUGUUACUGUAGCCAGUCUGGGUUCCCGUACAGAACACCGGCUGCUUUCUCCGAGUUCUAAUCGCGUGGUGACAGCCGCCUCUGGAGCCCACAAUACAGAGAGCUUCUCCCACUGCACAGAGGCGCUCCAAUUGCAGGAAAAUGCAACGCACUUCACGUUUAAACAGGGAGAUGCAGCUUCUUAACACUGAGCCUCCUCCUGGGGUCACCUGCUGGCAGCAUGAAAACAAGAUGGAUGAUCUACGAGCCCAGGUUGUUGGUGGCUCUGGUUCUCCAUAUGAGGGUGGUAUCUUCAACUUGGAGAUUGUAAUUCCAGAAAGAUAUCCUUUUGAGCCCCCCAAGAUUCGAUUCUUGACCCCAAUCUACCAUCCCAACAUUGACACAGCAGGGAGAAUAUGCCUGGAUAUUCUCAAACUACCCCCCAAAGGUGCUUGGAGACCGGCCCUCAACAUAUCCACUGUUCUUACUUCUAUCCAGCUGUUGAUGAAUGAGCCAAAUCCAGAUGAUCCUCUCAUGGCUGACAUUUCAUCAGAGUUUAAGUACAACAGAGCCAUGUUUACAUCCAAUGCACGUAAAUGGACAGAGCAGCAUGCUAUGCCCAGGACACAGGGCACUAAAGCUGAUUUAAAAGAAAAUGUUAUACCAACUGAAAGCACUUCACAGAAAAGAAAGAGUGAGGAACUCCCAAGGGAACCCACAAAAUCUUUCAAAGGACCAUGAACAUUUUUUUCUUCAUUUGUGUAUGUGUGUAGUUAUAUUGUGUAUAUAUUUUUGUAUUUUCUGCAUCAUUAAAAAAGUGUAAUUUUCACAUAUUUGUUUAGCCACUUCAUAGUUUAGAUUGCAGAAGUAGGCCACACAAUUUUACCUGUAAUAAUAUUCAGGGAUUUUGUUAAUGUUAUGUACCGU